Malaya genurostris is the source of this 5952-nucleotide messenger RNA. Its product is annotated as nyctalopin-like. Lineage: Eukaryota; Metazoa; Arthropoda; Insecta; Diptera; Culicidae. Gene Ontology annotation, molecular function: protein binding. The transcript has 7 exons. Gene Ontology annotation, cellular component: extracellular matrix. The record is from RefSeq and is a predicted model, not a curated record. The coding region runs from base 2816 to 4870 and encodes 684 amino acids.
UGCAACAUCGAGAAAGUGAGCAUGAGGGAUAUAUAAACAUAAAUAUCAGCUGCAUUAGUAGCAAGUUUCGCACUCAUGUGACCUUCUUUGCUGACCCGAUAAGUGCCCGUGCCAACGAGUAUAUAAAAAAGUGCUUCGUUUCGUACAACCAGCGAACCAUAUUUGCAUCCAUGUUCAACAAUGGAUCGCAACAAGCAUUGUCGCAUUUCCACCAAAUAGUUCCUGCUCUCAGCAAUCCUCACCACACCUCGCCGCACCGUGAACGGAAUGAAAAGCUCAUGCAGCGAUUUACUACUAAGAAGAGAAUUCUCGAGCGAACAAAGGCGAACCUGAAUACGUUCGUGGUUCAAAGCCAGCCAGUCAUGGUGGUGGCGGCAGCGGCGAUGAGGCGGUAGAACCCGCGGCCUUAGAUUCAUGUUCGUACGUGAUCAAUUGUGGUAAUUUUUAGAAAAUUUAUUCCUACUACUUCUGGUUCCGGCAUUUCGGCAACCGAAGCCAACCGGGACGGGACGUGUGCAACAGCUUUCGAACGCACGGCAAGUUUCCUUCACUCCUGCUACUGCUUCUGCUGCUGCUGCUGCUGCUUGUAAGCAGUUAUUGUUGUUCCUUCCGGAUCUUCUCGGUUGUGGUACCUUACAUGCGAUAUUUCGCCACCCCCAAUCCUCUUCACCAGCAACGCCAAGGGAACGUGAAGUGGCGUUCGGUAAAUGCACGUUUUCGUUUAGCGAAGUCGAGUCUCGGUUCAAGGGAAUGGAAAUUGUUGCAAAUGUUGGCUGGAAAAUGAAGGAAAAGAAAAUUUCACGGGGUCGCAAGGUUAAGUGAUUUCGGAUUUCGAACAGCUCCAUCACGACCGAAUGAAAAGUGAAUGGAAACCAAGAAUAUAUGUAAUAAAUCAAGUGGGUGUAUUGUUUAGGCGAAAGAAAUUUUACCCUUCGUGAUAAUACCAUUUUUAAUAUUGAAACGAUGCCGAUAUUGUUCUUAAAUAAACUGGUUUUGGCAUGAAGAGGCAUGGUCACGGUUUUGUCAAAAACCAAGCUGCUCCAUCGGGUUGAAAAAUGUCCUACCCUUUUCUGCAUCGAAGAUCCGAAAUAUCUUUUCAAAACGGGGCUCAGAUUUAUGGGAGAUCAAAUCGACCUGUUUUUUUUGUUUGAUCCUUCUUGAACACUGAACAAAACUAUGGCAGCUCGUUUGGAUCGCACCCGAAAGGGCCGUUUGAACUUUCGCUGCACAACCUUUCUCAUACACACACACACCCAGUUUCCCUUUGGCGUCGUCGUCGUCGUCUAGUUGGUAGAAUAUGAAAGUUCGGGUGCUUUUCCGUUACUGCGGUCGGUCGGUGUCUCUUUCCUCGUAAGCCCCGGUCUUAGCUUUCGGGUCGGCAGAAAGGGGUUUGUUUGCAAAUAGCAUCAAUAGCCUUCAGCGGAAGCAGCAAACAGCACGAGGCAAAAAGUGAGCUUAACAGCGAAGAAGACGGAGUCGAAACCUGCAACCAACCGAACGACCGCGGCAAAAUCAGGACGACCAAGACCGAGACCAAGACGGUGACGUUUCUGUGCUGUUGGAAGUGAAUGAUUGGAUAAUUGGCGUCAGUAAAAUUAAUUGUGGUGUGUUCACGGCCGGUGGACGGUUUCUGGAAACGAGACGAGACCGGCAAAGUGUUUUUAAUGUGAUUUACCAUCAAAAGUAGCACAAAGUUGCCAGUGAUCGUGUGUGUUGGUGUGCCUGUGUGUGUGCGUCGGGGGUCGAUGUCACAGUUCGGUCCGAAGCAUCUAAUUGAUGUAAAUGAGGUUGGACAAUAUAGCAUAGCGUUUCUUGCUCGAGGUCACCCCUGGUCGGCAUGACGUAACUGCUGGGAAAACUCGCCGAGAAGCACGGAGUAACCACCCGCGAAAACAGCAAAACCACUGCCCCGAGCGAAGCGACCACACAAAUUGAAACACACGAACCCUCGAACAUCAAAAGCGACCCAAAAGGCAGCUAACCGGCAAUCGGGCAGUGAAGUAAAUUUCGGUGAAUAAUGAGUACGCAGUCCUGGACUAAAUGGUUUUCCAGUCGAGUCUUUCUUCCGUUGGCCUCCGUCGCUGCAAUAAAUAAAUUACUUACGGGUUGAGCGGCGUAAAGCAUUUGACGACCCCAUUUGGCACAACUCGCGUCCCAUCGGAGCAGCGCCGUUGGAAAAGAGUGCAGCAAAAAAAACCGGCAUAAUAAAAAUACUAACUCAAAGAUCUGCGUGAGAAAGAUAACAAGGUGGAAGUUGGACUGCCGUUCGUUUCUGCACCAUCUCACACACACACAGACACACACUGACCGGGAGACGUCCAAGCUGCUUGCUUAGCAUAUGCAAAGAGAAAAGGACACCAACUGGACCAGCCCUGGCCGCUUGCCGCCGAGCCCUACAGCAGAUACCGGUGAUAUUGAAUAUUUAAAUUCAGAACCGUGAAAUUGAAAGUGAGUCUCGCUCGUCAGAAGCACGUUCCGGGCAGCGAAGGAAAAACUGAGCUAAAGAAAUUUAAUAACUGUGCUUUCGUGAUUUCGGUUGUUUGUUUUUUCCUGAUUCUUGGCAUAUUUUAUCUCCGAACUUGAGGAAACUGUGAGGCGGUUCGAGCCAAGCCAUCCCGAAAAGUUUAGUGUGAAAAUCGAGGACAUUAUUUUUUUCAAGAUGGUCGCCAGUUUAGGCGUUUCUAGUUGAAUACCCACCGGGCGGCAAAACCGUGCAGUAAAUCUUGUUCCCACCAGUUCCCAGUUCAAAGCCCAGCGACCACUCCGUACCGAAAGGCUGUAGAAAGGCGCAAACGAGCGAUAACCUGACGUGACCAUGACAGCGGCGUCGUCAGCAUCACCGUCUUCAUCGUCACCAUCUCGCAAGGUGUCCGCCCUGACGACAGUCUGCCCCUCGUGGCGGACCUUGCUUGGCGGCCUUCUGGUGCUCUUGAUCUGCAUACCGGAGCGGAUAAUUGGAUUCUGUCCGUCACUGUGUACCUGCGAGGCCGACCGCAACCUCCGGACGUCGUGCAUCAACGCAUCCCUGGAGGUCGUCCCGAUCCAGCUUAAUCCGGACGUGCGACACAUCAACCUAAGCUCGAACGCGAUUACCAAUGUGCACUUUACGCUUGGAUUCUACUACCAGCUGGAGGUGCUGGACAUUUCCCACAACCGAUUGGACACCCUCGGGUCGAGAAACUUCGAGGCUCAGGCCAAACUGAGGACACUGAAUCUGAGCUACAACUUGCUCAGCAAUCUACUGAAGGAUAGUUUCAAGGGAUUGCAGAUGUUGGAGACUCUGCUACUGAAUGACAAUCGGAUAGAGAAGAUUCAUCCCACCGCAUUCCAUGGUUUGGCCAGUUUGCUAGAUCUGGAUCUGACAAACAAUCAAAUCGUCAGCUUGGACGAGGAUGUCUUUCGGUCACUCAGUACACUGGAGACCCUUUCGCUUAGAAAUAAUCAGCUUCUGGAAGUGCCAUACGAUGCCAAUCUGCAGUUUUUGCGAUCCCUGCGUCACCUGGAUUUGUCGGUCAAUCUGAUUGAAUUCGUCGCCAAUGACAGCUUCGAGGCCCUGCGCGAGCUGCGGUCACUUCAACUGGAUGGCAACGUGCUGACAGAACUGGAUCUUGGUGCGUUCAAUGGGCUGAAUGCACUGAAACACAUCCAUAUGGCGGACAAUAAUUUGACGCUCAUCCCGACGACUCAGCUUUCAAAACUGUACAACCUGACGACGCUCUCGUUGAGUGGGAACUCGUUCAUCCAACUUCCGGCGGUAUCCUUUCUGAACUUGUUCCACCUGCGGGAACUACACCUGAACCGUCUGGAUCGGCUGGAGCGAAUCGAUGCUAGGGCCUUCGUGGACAACACCUACCUGCAGAUCCUGACACUGGAUGACAAUCCAUCGUUCACCGAACUGCCACUGCGAUUGUUCCAUGGAAAUCCCCAUUUGAUUGAUAUUUCGAUCCGUCGGAAUGCGCUGACAACGCUGGAUGCGGCUCAGUUUCCCUUGGACAGACUGCAGCGUCUUAAGCUGGCCGGUAAUCCUUUGGUUUGUAACUGUUCGAUCCGCUGGUUGUGGCGUCUGGUCACCGGAACGAUGGACGAGGAUGAUAGCGAUGGGAUCGCGAUGGUCGGCCGAAGCGGAGAUAGUUUGGCCAACAUCACCACGGUGCUUAUGAUCGAUAAGGAUGAGAUCGGAUGCGACUCAAACGAGGAUGGACUGAUUACGAGACGGAUUCUCCGAAACAUGACUGAAGGAGACAUCAAUUGUCCUGCCCAUCUUGUUACAGUGAUUAGUGUGAUAGGUAGUGUAAUAGUAGUGCUCUUGGUUAUGUUUAUUGUCAUGUUCUACCGAAGAAGGACAACCGAGCGAAAGAAAAUUUUACAGGAAAGAAAAAACGUUCACGAACGAAUCGUUCCUCAGAAAGUGGAUAAACUUGAGCUGGAGCGUUACCUGGCCCAGCAGGUUCUAGCGAACGAUUAUCGAGAGCUGAGACCGUGUGAUGUUUCGAUGCGUUACGAUACCAAGUGUUCCACUCAACCCUUGCACGCUUCAGAUCCGGAAGAAUCCGACCACUACGAGAACAUUGAUUACCUCCAGCACCAGCGAGCUUUGAACCAUCAUCACAAUCAUCCGUACCACCAGAACCAGCACCCCCAUCCCUACCAUCAGACCCAGUUACCGACCGGUCCGGUCAGCAUGACCCUCCAACAUCCAGAUCAUUAUCCUCUGAAAAAUCCCCUUCCGACGGCCCCAACAGCAACCAACAACACCCUCCCAGUUCCGCCUCAGCAACGGAGUUCCUCGUCCUCCGGUCAUGCAUAUUCCCCGAACUUCUUCAUCUAUGUGCUGUAUUCCCACUUUAUCAUUCUACUGCUGAUAUUAUGAUGAAUUACAGCAUCAACGAAAAUGUGCUCAAUGUGCUGUGCAAAAGCCCCGGUAGGUGCAAGUUUUGUUUGUUAGAUGAAAUCGUUUCGCUCUCGAAAUAGGAAAAAAGAAAAAUAACAACAGUAAACCUAAAUGCUCCUGUUAUGUUAUCACCGUCGACGACUUUCCGAAAGACAAAAAAAAACAAAAAUUACACGACACACACCAACAAAGCUACAUACAAUCACUCGUAGAUGGAGAAAACAUUUAUUUCAUAUUCAUUGCUAGCAGAAGGUAAUCAAAAGACAAUUUAUUCAUUACACAUUUACUGAAAGAAAUCGAUGAAAUACAAACGAUAGCAAUUAAACAAAAGAAGGAUAUAAUCUAUUUUGUACAGCUAUUUUCAUAUUUGUAAGUUCACACUUUAAUCUAAUUGUAUAUUAUGAAGCAAUAUUCCCUUAAAACUAGUGCAUUCAACCUUUCAGUUCGUAAACAAUUGUUUUGUUGAAAGAUCCCAUCCCUUCUGAUUGCCAUACUAGAUCGUUAGGAAUGUACUUUUCGUUAAAAUAAAUGUUAAAUUUAGUUAAUAAGUUUGAUCCAUCCGUACUUAGAAGGCAAAAAAAAAUUCUGUGAAAAAAUUUGGCACAACUAAUUUCGUACCCGUACUCGCAUGAUUACUGCAAAAUGAAUGACAUUUAACACAUUGAACAAGCGACAUUUAAAAUAUGGAAUUUAUUUAAUCCCACACUCACCACACAUUAUGCGUAACGAGGAAAAGACAUGUGAAGGCAUAUAAUAAACGAAACAAACAAAAAGCAAAAAAAAAAUGAAUGAGGAAUUAACUACAGCAUAUUCUACUCAUCCCGAAUGCUUGAUCGCGCUCCUUUUUGACUACAUCUAACAGUUAUACAUUUGCGAUAUUUAGUAGGUAUAUAUGAUAUAUUUAUGAAGAUAAUAACUUUUUUCAUGAAAUGUGACAAGUAAAUGCAAUAAAAUCGAAACAAAACAUACGGAAUUCAUACCAGACACUCACUCUGUUCGAAAAUAAGUUGUUAUAAGACUGAAAAACUAUUGCGCAAAAUAAAGGAUUGAAUGGUCUUGAC